Cololabis saira (Pacific saury) is the source of this 1271-nucleotide messenger RNA. RefSeq names its product hairy-related 8.2 (gene her8.2). Lineage: Eukaryota; Metazoa; Chordata; Actinopteri; Beloniformes; Belonidae. Gene Ontology annotation, molecular function: DNA-binding transcription factor activity, RNA polymerase II-specific; RNA polymerase II cis-regulatory region sequence-specific DNA binding; protein dimerization activity. The record is from RefSeq and is a predicted model, not a curated record. Gene Ontology annotation, cellular component: nucleus. The transcript has 4 exons. Gene Ontology annotation, biological process: anterior/posterior pattern specification; regulation of neurogenesis; regulation of transcription by RNA polymerase II. Bases 371 to 964 code for a protein of 197 amino acids.
UGUAAUGGUGCCGCAGCAAAGAUUGCAGCAGGGACUCCCCGGGGUAAAGUAAUUAUACACUCUUGUUCAUCACGGGCAGAAGAGGAAACUGCAGCUUUUCUGUUGUUGGGUGGAUGGAUGUGUGGAGGCAGAGCAGUGCGUGGUUUCAGGCUGGACAUCUGUCGCCUGUGGACUUUUUUCUUCUUCUUUCUUCUUCUUCCUUUGUUGAAUGGGGCCAGUGACCUGUCAGUCUUGACUGAUCGGACCCCGUGCGUGGGAAAAUCCUGCAGGCAAAGACCAGGAGCAUUCACAUGCUAAUGGGGCCCUAUAAAUAAGAGGGCUGCGCAGCGCCGAGGGCCCUAGAGACGCGCUCGGCCGGAGAGGAACCAACAUGACGGCCUCGUCUGCGGCGCGGAGCGGGGAGAAACACGCCACUGCAAAGGAGGAGAGGAAGCUGAGGAAGCCGCUCAUCGAGAGGAAGCGGCGGGAGAGGAUCAACACGUGUCUGGAUCAGCUGAAGGAAACUGUGAUCGGAGCCUUCAAGCUGGACCAAUCCAAGCUGGAGAAGGCUGAUAUCCUCGAGAUGACCGUGAAACAUCUGCAGAAUAUCCAGAAUCACAAGAUAAACGACUCCACGUUAGGCCUGGAGGCCCAGCAGAGGUACAGCACCGGGUACAUCCAGUGCAUGCACGAGGUCCACAACAUGCUGCUCACCUGCGACUGGAUGGACAAAACUCUGGGCUCUCGCCUCCUCAACCACCUGCUCAAGUCGCUGCCCGGGUCCUCGGAUGAGCGUGCUCCAGCCCGCUCCGCUCUCAGACACAACGCCCCCGUGUUGGCCAGCCCGGCCCCCACAAGCACGCCCUGCAGAGGGGACGGCCUGCUCCGGAGAGAGGGGGCCACCUGCCCAGUGGCUGGCCGGCAGGACAGGCCAGGACUCCACAGCUCCCACCUGGGGGUGCUGGAGAUGUGGAGGCCCUGGUGAAGGAAUCUGGGCUGUCCAUUGUGUUAGACCAUGUUAUGUAUCUUAUAGAUAUGCCUCUCAGAAGACAAGCAUGGGGCAGUUUUGUUCCACUGAUUAUUGCUGUAGGUGUCCUGUAAAGAUCCUAUUUCUCAGUACUUCCCUUAAGAAGUUAACUUCUUGUAGCCUGCAUUAUAGAAGGCUUUUAUUAAUCUUUUUUUUAUAUUUAUUGUAUUGACUAACCACUUUAUUUAUUUUAUAUUAUGACUUUGCUUCUUAGAUUUCCUGCUUGGUAUUGGAUAGAUUUCUAUAUCCUCUUUCUUUGCUGAAU